Messenger RNA from Danaus plexippus (monarch butterfly), 7316 nucleotides. RefSeq names its product phospholipid-transporting ATPase ABCA3-like. The coding region runs from base 194 to 5398 and encodes 1734 amino acids. Gene Ontology annotation, biological process: lipid transport; transmembrane transport. The record is from RefSeq and is a predicted model, not a curated record. Gene Ontology annotation, cellular component: intracellular membrane-bounded organelle; membrane. The transcript has 31 exons. Lineage: Eukaryota; Metazoa; Arthropoda; Insecta; Lepidoptera; Nymphalidae. Gene Ontology annotation, molecular function: ATP hydrolysis activity; ABC-type transporter activity; ATP binding.
AUUAGUCAGCUAUUGGAUAAGUAAGGGUGAGGACGAUUCUUUUCAGUGCGAUAACAGUGUUGUUAUUAUAAAUAUGUAAAGUGUUAUGUUUGAAUAAAUCAUAAGUGCACUGACAGACGUUUGUAAACUAAGUGUGAUAUAUUAUUAGGGAUAAGGGACUGUAUCACAUAGACACGUACUAAAAGAAACGAGGAUGAGGAAUUACGAUGCAAGUUGGUGGACUAAGUUCCGUCUUCUAAUGUGGAAGAACUUUCUUCAGCAAUGGCGACAUCGAAUUCAAACUGUAGUGGAAAUGCUCUUACCGGUAGCAACAAUGGCACUAAUCCUCAUUCUUAGGCAUCAGAUUGAACCGAUUCGUCAGGAUACAGUAGUUUAUCCACCAGUACCUGCAUAUUCUUUAAAAUUCUCUACCACAGUUUUAGCUGGAUUAAAUAUAAGCAAACUUUCAGUAGCUUAUUCUCCAGAGAGUCCAGUUUUAGAAACCGUUAUACAAAAUGCUCUAGUUAAUUUAUUUACUCCAAAUAUAAAAGACCUCAUACAAAUUAUAAAAGACAAUUGGGGUGAAGGUGGUCUACCAUCACCGAUACCGCCUAACGUAAUUAAUAAUCCAGCUAUCAUCGGAGAUAUUGUAAAGUUGCUUAUACGAAUACAACCUUAUAAUAAUAGUAGAGCACUCGAAACGGUUUACAGCGAUGAGAAAGCUAUUCGUGAAGUCAUAGCUGCGGUACAAUUUGAUAACGACCUUCUCGGUUUGGACGACUCCAGGAAAGUUCCGUUUAAUAUGACAUAUUUUUUACGUUUUCCCGAAAAACCACGUCAGUAUUCGUUAUUUGGAAUUGGUGGAAACAGUUGGCGUACCGACGAAAUUUUCCCAUUUUUUGAGGUACCAGGUCCGAGGUUUCCUUUUUCUUGGGAAGGUGGCAAUGAUCCAGGUUAUGUCAAUGAGUUAUUUAUUGGUUUUCAACACGCGAUAUCUAUGGAAUUAGUGGAGCUUAUGACAGGGCAAAGUUUAAAAGACUUCACAGUGCAUAUAAACCGUUACCCACACCCGCCUUAUGUUCAAGAUUUGGCAGUGGAAGCAUUGAUGUAUAUAUUCCCGAUGUUCAUAAUGCUUAGCUUCAGUUACACCGCCGUCAAUAUUAUUCGAACAAUAACCAUCGAAAAGGAACUACAGCUAAAGGAAACUAUGAAAAUUAUGGGUUUGCCGACGUGGUUGCAUUGGAUGGCAUGGUUCUGGAAACAAUUCAUCUAUUUGUUCGUAACAGGCUUGCUAAUUACUGUAAUUCUAAAGGUAAAUUGGUUCACAAACGAGCAGGGCUUCAGUGGUUAUUCUGUAUUUACUAAAACACCAUGGACUGUAAUAUUGUUAUUCAUAAUGUUGUAUUUAUCUUGUACGAUAUUCUUCUGUUUCAUGAUAAGCAGUUUCUUCUCUAAAGGUAGCGUUUCAGCGCUGUUUGGGGGAGUUAUAUGGUUUAUUACCUUUAUUCCUGCUUUUCUACUGGGGAUGGAUGUACAAGUCUCUCUUCCUGUACAGGCUAUUACUUGUCUGAGUAUUAAUUCCGCUAUGUCAUAUGGUUUUCAACUAAUAUUAGGAGCAGAGGGUAGUCAAGGUAUGCAUUGGGGAGAGUUUUUCGCGACGCAUUCCAUUGAAACAGAUCGUCUUUUAUUCGGACAUGUAUGUCUGAUCCUGUUGUUGGACUGUUUUCUGUAUAUGCUGCUGGCCCUGUACUUCGAGCAGGUGCUCCCAGGACCUUGUGGAACCGCACGGCCAUGGUACUUCCCGUUCCAGAAAUCCUUUUGGUUCCCAUCGAAACAAAUUAAUCAUAAUUAUGAAGCUUACAAUAAUCCUGAAUAUAACAUUGCUAUUAAGGAAAAAGAUCCUACAAAUCUUAAAGUAGGAGUAAAAAUGGCGAAUCUUACGAAAAUGUAUGGAAGAAAUUUAGUUGUUGACAAUUUAUGUCUGAACAUAUAUGACGACCAAAUCACGGUGCUGUUGGGACAUAACGGUGCAGGAAAGUCUACAACGAUAUCAAUGUUGACAGGUAACGUGGAGGUAACACGUGGCAAUGUGUGGGUAGCUGGAUACGACAUGACGACACAGACGCAGCUCGGACGCGCUCACAUUGGACUAUGUCCGCAGCACAAUGUCCUCUUCAACGAGUUGACUGUUCGCGAGCACCUUGAAUUCUUCGCACGCCUUAAAGGCUACAGCGGUCAGCAGCUUGACGAUGAUAUCGAUAAGCUUAUUGAUAGCCUGGAAAUGCAGGAAAAGAAAAAUUAUCUCGCGGAGGGUUUGUCGGGUGGUCAGAAGCGUCGGUUGUGUGUUGGCAUAGCGUUAUGUGGAGGUGCGCGGGUGGUGCUGCUUGAUGAACCUACUUCCGGCAUGGAUCCUUCCUCGCGACGAGCGCUCUGGGAACUGUUGCAGAGGGAGAAGAAGAAUCGGUCUAUGAUUUUGACGACGCACUUCAUGGACGAGGCAGACUUUCUUGGUGACAGAGUAGCAAUCAUGUCGAGUGGCAGGCUUCAAUGUGUUGGUUCUCCAUACUUCCUAAAGCAACAUUAUGGAGUCGGUUAUACUCUGGUCAUAGUUAAAAAUAAAGACUUCCAAUUAGACCUCUGCACAUCCCUAAUUGGGAAGUACAUACCAGGCACUAUAGUCAAACAAGACCGGGGAAAGGAAGUGACGUACAGUCUCCCUAACAAUUAUUCACAUCUAUUUGAAGAGAUGCUGAACGAUCUAGAGAAGAACUAUGAAAAUAUUAAUUAUAAGAAUUACGGUUUAAUAGCAACCACUUUGGAAGACGUAUUUAUGUCAGUCGGAUCUGACGUAGAGGUAAACUCUGAAUCCGACGACACAACCAUCACAGCCACUGCAUCCGAAUGUACUGACAACGAUCAAAAUGAUCUUGCAUUAGACCAACUACAUAGAAGUGAUGAAAGUGAAACCGGCGCUAGACUACUUUGGUUGCACGUUAGUGGUAUUUGGUUGAAAUUGUUCUGGGUAUCGACUCGUUCCUGGGGCAUGCUGCUAUUGCAAAUUUUGGUGCCUAUUAUUAAUAUUAACGCAAGUUUGGCAAUAUUAGAAUAUUUAUUUGCUAAUCGAGCAACGGUUAUUCCGCGUGCGCUAUCUCUCUCACAAGGAUAUCUUUCGACGGAAACUUUAUUAGGUUUUAAUGGCACCGAAUCAUCCUCUUUAGGGGCUCGGGCUGUGCGAGGCUAUGAACUAUUAUAUAACACAUCAAACGUAGAGAGCAUGAGACUCACUGUGAUUGAUAAAACUGGAGUCGAUGAGUACUAUUUAAAUCAGACUGAAGAUCCGGUCGUCAUGGCGGCCAUACGUAAUCAAUUUUUGUUGGGAGCCACGUUUGCGGACAAAGCAGCGGUUGCGUGGUUUAGUAAUUUUGGUUACCAUGAUGUAGCCACCUCUCUGGCAAAUGUACACUCGGCUAUACUGAAAGGAAUUAACCCAUCCGCCAUUCUGAACGUCUUCAACUAUCCGCUACAAGCCACUUAUAGAGAUAGAAGCGACCUCCAAAUGAUGAUGUCCUUGCUGUCAAUGCAAGUGGCCUCAAGUGUCGGUAACAGUUUAGCCAUCCUCAGCGCAGCAUUCGUCAUGUUUUACAUCAAGGAGCGAGUGACCCGCGCCAAGCUCCAACAGAGCGCUGCUGGUGUACGUCCAGCUGUAAUGUGGGGUGCAGCAGCUGUGUUUGACUGGCUUUGGUUCGUGGUACUGUGUCUGCCGAUAAUUAUAUCCUGCGCAGCAUUCGCAGUUUUAGGACUUUCUACUGCUAAAGAGCUUGGUUACUUGUUCCUAUGUCUGAUGGUGUAUGGCGCGGCCAUGUUGCCUCUCCACUAUCUCUUCUCGCUGCUCUUCAACGGACCGGCAAUUGGAUUUGUUAUUUUAUUCUUUGUUAACGUUCUUUUUGGACUCUUGGGUGCACAAAUAGUUGAAGCGUUAAGGUCUAUAGCUACCAGUACGAAGCUUGCAGCGACUGCAUUGGACUAUGUUUUGCAGUUUUUCCCUCUAUAUAGCCUUGUUACAGCCACUAGGUUGAUGAACCAAUUAGGAUUAAAGACUUUCACGUGUUUGGAAGCUUGUGCAAAUCUGUUAGAAACUGUCAUUGGGAACACUACUAGCUGUAACAUGGAAUUCCUUUGUACACAGUUCCCGGACACGUGUUGUGUUAGCGAAAGCUUGUUCGAGUGGGAGGAUCCUGGAAUUUUGCGCUACAUAAUAUGCAUGAUCGUAACCUGUGUCCUCAUGUGGACUCUGUUGAUGGUUUUGGAACAUAAUUUGAUACAAAGGUUGUUGACUAAACGCCGCAGUCCACCUCCGUCUUCUGACCCAGUAGACGAGGAUGUUUUGGAAGAGGCUCAACACGCUCGGCGCGCGGACCUCGCUAACGGGCUCGUGGCACGUGGACUGACCAAGUACUACGGGAACUAUCUCGCCGUCGACAACAUAUCAUUUACUGUCAACGAAGCCGAGAUUUUCGGAUUGCUCGGAGUGAACGGUGCGGGUAAGACGACGACGUUCAAGAUGCUUAUGGGAGACGAGUCUAUAUCCAGCGGCGACGCUUUCAUCAGCGGUUACUCAGUCAGAAAUAAUAUCACUGAAGUUCACCAAAAUAUCGGUUACUGCCCUCAAUUCGACGCUGUGUUUGAUGAAUUGACCGGACGGGAAACAAUUCACUUGUUCUCGCGAUUUCGGGGGCUGAAAUACGCUAACUCCCCCGUGAGGGCAGAGAUAAUCGCUAAUGCACUUGGUUUUACCAAACAUUUAGAUAAAAGGGUGAAGCAGUAUUCCGGCGGGAACAAGCGAAAGCUGAGCACAGGAGUGGCGCUGUUGGGACGGACGGGGCUGGUGUUUGUCGACGAGCCCACCACGGGAGUGGACCCUGCCGCUAAGCGGACCGUCUGGCGAGCCCUGAGAGACGCUAAGAAGGCGGGUCGAGCCUUCGUGCUCACGUCACACAGUAUGGAGGAGUGCGAGGCGUUGUGUGACCGUCUCACUAUCAUGGUCAAUGGUCGAUUCAGAUGCUUAGGAUCACCGCAGCAUCUUAAAAAUAAGUUCUCUGAAGGGUUCACAUUGACUAUAAAGGUACUAGGACGAACUAAUGAGGACUCCCCAAGAACUUCAAUCAAAAGCGAAAGCAGUACCCAGGCCGUGAAACAAUACGUUUCUGAUAAUUUCAACAACGCAAAAUUAAUGGAGGAAUAUCAAGGUCUAUUAACGUACUACCUACCUGAUAGAAGCGUGCCCUGGUCAAAGAUGUUCGGUAUUAUGGAACAAGCGAAAAGAGAGCUCGACGUCGAGGACUACAGCAUCAUGCAGACCACAUUAGAACAGAUAUUCCUACAAUUCACUAAAUACCAAAAUGAAGCUAGAGAAACGUAAUAAAUGGUCUAAAUUAAUGAAAAUAAUUAUAGGGUAUUAGCAAAUUGUAUCAUAGUAAGAUAUCUGACACUUAAUGGGGGCCAUUUUAUCAGUAAUUUAUUGGGAUUCUAAGUUCUAAGAGAACAGUUUUAGGUACACUUCAAAUAUAACAUAUAAUAAAAUCGAUAUAAAGCAACAAAUAAAAAAUAAAAUUAAAUAAAAAAUCUUUUCAUACAUGUGAUAAAGGGAGGCCGGGUGACGUUAAAAUUGAAGUAAUUAUAGCUCAUUUUUUUGUAUUCAUCCAAAGCUUGUCAACAGUAAGUUGAGCAGAAAAAUAUAUAAGCAAUAUUGACAAAUGUCAUUAUUGAAACAUCUUAUCUUUUUUAUUACUUAAAGUAUAAAUAAUGCUACAAAAUAGUUUACUUAUAGAAAAUUGUUGUUCAUACAAUUGUCUGCAACGACUUUAAAUAUAUUACAUAGAGUUAGAGAACAUAUUAAAGGAACAUCGAACUUCAUUGUGUUUGUGAAUUUUUAAUAAUAUCUUGACGAUAUUUUUCAGGCCAAAUUCUCUAGUCAUUAAAGUGACAAAUUUCUCUCUCAUUCUCUUAUUUUAUAACUCAUCAAAAAAUCUGGAUUUAUAAAAAGAAUUUUCUUAGAUCCUGGUGACAAUUUGACCAUUUACAAUACAUGCUCACAAUCACGCACAAUACAUUCUCCGGUGAUGAGCCAAUUAUUCAGUAAACGUAUAAACGCCACUGUCGUAGGAGCAGCCUUUUAAUGUAUCCUCGGAACAAACCCAUUUUCGGGCCCUUUACACACACGUUAUUCCUAUGACGCACUGAUACACAAUAUACUGUUCAAUGUAAUUCCAAAUCCAAUGUCAAUUUCAAAUUUCGAAAUUUGAAUUCAGUGACAUUGAUUUUUUUUUAUGCGUGUGAAUAUGAAAUAAUUUAAAAAAAAUCUCUAAAAAGUUCUUAUUACUUACCACCGUUAACGAGAUUACUUCAAUUGUGAAAGUAUCAUGACAUUAAUAGGUUAUUCUUUAAAACAACUUAAGGUUAUUUAAACCAACACUAGAUUUAAGAUGGUUAUAUUUCACUAGUUAUCCAGAUUCAAUACAUAGUUUUGCUAGAAACUACAUAAACGUGUAAUUUUAUAAAGUAGUUAAUUGUUUUCAGAAUCGAUACCAAUAAUGUAUUUCAAGUUGAUAUUGUAAUAAAACCGAUGUUUAUACACGAUAUAUUUUAUUUAAUAAAAAAAAAAAUGUAUACCUAUCUACAAAACAUGCGCACACAUUAAAAAUAUCGCUCCGUAACACCAAAUCGUGAGAAAUCGAAAGCAUUGUAUGUAGUAUGAGAAUAUUUAUAAAAAACGUCGCUUUGAAAUAAUAAUAAAUAUAAUUUGAAUAAAUAAGGCUGUAGAUUGAAUACAACAUAACUUUCGUGGAUCGUUCAAACUUUUAGUUUAUUAGGAACUAAUUUAUUACUUAAAUACGAGUGUACUUUUAAAUUACAUAAAGUAGCAAAAUAAUAAAUAUUUUAAUACCCUUCUUUAAAGUAUAAAACCGUUAUGGGUUUGAACAAGAAAUGAACGGAGCACGGCUCGACGCGUUCUCAUAUCACAUUUGUAAACAAGCACAUUGCUUUAAGCAAAAUACUGACAGCAAUUCAUUGACUACUUAUAUAAAAAUAUACUAAAAUAAUUAUAAAAAUUAAUCAUAACAACAUCAUUAUAAUGACAUCGUUAUUACAUUCAGUGAUCUCAUAUAAAUUUUAUAACGAAUUUAUAAAAAAUUUUCAACAACCAUCCAAACGCAGAAAGCACAUCACAUAAAUUUUAUAUAGGUACUUGAAAUACGAAAAAAUUUAUUGCUAGCAAAGCUAUCCGACAGAAUAUGACGUGCGUUUUCUCUGUACAUAUUCCGGUUUACGUAUGUAUG